This is a messenger RNA of Poecilia reticulata (guppy), 4807 nucleotides long. Lineage: Eukaryota; Metazoa; Chordata; Actinopteri; Cyprinodontiformes; Poeciliidae. The record is from RefSeq and is a predicted model, not a curated record.
AAUUCAAAUAUGAAAAUACUUUAUUGAUCCCAAAAGGAAAUYAAAUGUUGUUUUAACUCAUAUUAAUUCAAGUUAGAUGGUGAUGAUUGCUGUCCAACUACACACCAUCCAAAACAAGAAGGAACAGUUAACCAAAAGAAAAAAAUAAUUUUUUCCAGCUCCGUUGGUCCUGAGUGGCRCAAUUUGUUAUAAGGUUUCUAAGUUUGUUUUAAUUUGCCCACUAACUGAAGUACUUUUGAAUAAUAUACUUUUAUUUGUGCUGGUUUUUCAAUAUUUUGAAGCGUGUCGGUUGGUUUUUCUCAUCUCUGACUUUGUUUUUGAAAUCAACUGAUUGAUUUGGGAUUCUUGUCUCAGUGCCUCGGUUUUGUGUUUUUUUGCAAUCACGGAAAGAAUUCAGUAAUAAUCAAUAAGAUUUUAGUCUCACUAUAAAAUCUCUUCCUCUGUCAGGAAACAUUUCCUCAUUGCCUCGCAGCUUCUACAAGCGAGAUCUAAACACUCUGAACGUCUUUUAUUCCAGCGUUUCUUUGCCUGACGCCUCCCUGUGCACCUUCCUGUCUGUUAGGCUGGAACGUCUGAAGACCUUUUCAAACACAUGAACCCUCUUUUCCCAAAGUGUCGCCUCAUUCAGCAGCAAGCGAGCGGGCUUUUCUUCUUAGCCUCGCCUUGUUUAGGUCUCAUCCCCCAACGGGAGUGUUUCUCUCUUUUUUUCCUGGUUGCUUCUAAAGAGUUUGUAACCAGCUUUGAAAAGCAGCAGAGGCAGGUUGGGGGAUAAAGAAGGAAACUUGUCAAACUGAUCUUAAGAAAUCACAUGAACCUGAUUUCCACAGACACUCUUGCAAUGCUUUCUUUACAACUGCAACUCUAAAAUACUAAUUUUCAUUAAAAAAAUACAAAAAUAAAAAUAUUUUUGCAUUUUCACUUGACAUUUCCAGUCAGAACCAUUACAUAAAGUAGCUGUUAUAAAUAUAUGGAAGUCCAGUUUUGAGUUUUGGCCAUAAAUGUGUUAUUUAGUGAGAGAAAAUGGCUUUGAAAUUGAAAACCAGUAAAAAAUACAGGUUUUUAUCAAGUUAAUUUUUCACAAGUUCCCUUUUUUCAGUUUGUCUGGUUUUGAAGAUCAUCAGAGAAAUAUCAUUCUGUGUCUUGAAAAAGUCAAAAACAAGUGCUCAAACGGUUCCCAGGGGUAAAAAACACAAAGCGAUAUCCGGUUUAUUGGACUGCUGAUCAUAUUAACUGAAACUGGCUCGGCUUAAAAUGAGGUAAAGAUCAAUAGUACAUUUGAGAAAGUCCAAUACGACAGAGUGAGUCAGCCUGAGCCGUGGUCUUGGAUGGAUUAUGAAACAACAUGGCCGCAGGCACAGACAUGGAGAAGCUUUUCUCUCUCCUCCCAUGGAAAAGCAAGACUGAAAUCUACUCUGCAUCCUCCACACCAAACAAAUUACCACCUGCAGCAAAUACGUUUCGUCUGAAAAGGUUAUUUCAACCCAACGUUUGCUGUGAUUGUCAAUCCUUGUGUUACAGGAGGAGAAGAUUAUAUGCUUUGCUUUUCACUCCCGAUAGUCCGGCAGACUCGGUUCGACUGAGGACCAAAUUUACAACAUUCGUUACAUUUUUAGCUGCUGCGAUUUGCUUUCUCACUGCACCGUGUCAAACGAACCAGCUAAUUGAAAAACCUGUUCCCCUCUUCACCUGUGGCGGCGCUGCACUGAGAACUAUUGAAGGAAGCAACAUAAAAACCUCAGAAGAAGACAUGAUCGCAACUUCCUCCUUCACGAAAUGUAAACAGAAACGGAGUAGCAUCGUAUUUUAGCGGUUAGGAUUUCUCUCUUGUCUUUGGUAAAAACACCACGACUCGUUUCCACUGCUAGCAUUUUGGUUGUAUUUACCCAGAAUGCCCUGCACCAUAGUCCACUUCCUGCUUGUGGAGCGGCAUCCGGUCCGCUUGGCAUUCAAACCGCACCAGAGUCCAAUCAAACUGAGGCUUUUAGGCGGAUUAAUGUUUGCUUUUUUGCUCUGCGUCAGAAUUCAUUCACGCCUUCCCAAACGAACUGGACUUAUAAACAAAUGAACCACAAAUAUCUUGGGUUUGUGCAGUUGUGCAAUUAAUUAUUGACUAAUUAAUAUUAAAAAACCUACUAUCAUUACAUGUUCUAUYAUUGAUCAGAGAGAUAUUUGAAGAUGCAUUUUCGUGUCUAUGUGCAACCUUCAUUUUUCCCAGACUCAAACACGUUUCCAUGUAUUUAUCCUGCAGAGAAAAAACUCAACUUACUCAUUUUUUGUUCAGUUUCAGUAUUUCUGUUCUUUGCGAACAGUUUGUGUUGUGAUGGGAGAUCUAUAAAUACAUGUUUACUGUUGGUGGAAUAAUACAGAUGGCGCUGCUGCGUGAUUAAUUACUGAAUUCAGUGCAUUAAGCAGAAAUAUUGCUUUUCCUCCUGUUCUCAGCUUGGUUCGUUUUCUCUCAUAAACCUUCACAUAUGGUGAGCGGCUUGUUGUUAGUGAAUAAAACCAUCUAAUGACUCAGAGUGACAAAUAGUUUCAAGGCUUACUUUCAGACAUGCAACAUUUUAUGCUAAUAUGAUAAUCUGRGAGAACAGCCCAUCAGAUUCUGAUGCAUAAACAUAUGCACCUGUUCUGAUCCUGGUCCGGAUUAGACUGAGCCGGCAUGAUGAAAUGCACAGCUGUGUGUGAUGCAGCUGAAGGAUCCUAGUUACAUGUUGCGUCAGCUCAAAGAUGAAUAUCUUCACACUCCGAAUGAGGGAACAGGAACAGUUGCGAUGCAUUUCUUCACUGAAAUAUUCAUGAUCCAGUUUGCAGAACCACUAAUUGUCCCAGACGUGUUCUGAUGACGGCAGCGAAACCCGUCGGCUCGGCUGCGCCUGGCAGACAUUACAGCUGAGGCUAAAGGACAGCAGCCAGACAUCAGGAGUCUGAAGUUGACUGAAGGUUUUAGCCUGAGAUGUCCACAGCUUCUGGUUAAACGACCCAAAUAAAACAURAACUCCUUCAACCUGGCAGGCGAUGACGAGAUUCUCAUUUAUGAAAAUUCACAUUUUGUGUGUUUUUAUGCUUCCGUUUUGGUUUCAACUGCUUCUAAAAACAGAUCAUGUGAAUAAAAGAAACUCGCUCAACUGCUUUAUUUGGCAACAUGUCAAUGAUUUUGGUGUCUGGAAAAUGUAACAUUACAUUUGACGGGCACUCCGUCGUUACCUAGCAACCUCAGCCCGUCACCUAGCAACCAAAGUGGAACUCUAGCAAGUUUGGUUUUACUGCUGUAUGCGCUGUACAACGGCUGCUGGGAAUGACAAGUGUUUGUUAUUGACUUACCACCCAGGAACCACUUGCUGAGUUAUUUUUGGUUGUGCAGAAGGCUCCAUUUUUGCUUUUCAAAGAUGUACGGUGGGAUAACUGCAGAUCUGUUUGCAGCUAUUUUCACCUGUGAGUGAAAACGUUGAGCUGAGGGGCGUGGCCAGCAGAUCAUUUGGAUUUAAAGUGACAGGAAGCCCAAAAUAGGCAGAACUGACCAGACUGAAUUCUCAUUAUCAAAUAAUUAUUUUGAGCAGAAAAUGUCAUAAACGGCGUACUGGGUCAAGUUGAGGUAACAAGGUGAACAAUGGGGCAAUAGAUUUACACUCACACACACCUAAGGGCAAUUUUAGAUCAUUCAGUGAACCUAACAAUAAUGUUUUAGAUUGCUGUUGUUUCGAUAAUUUUGUCUCUGUGAUUGGGAAAAAUACAAAUWWAAAAAAAUAAAUAUGCAUAAACAUAAAAGAAGCAUAAAAUAGACCAAGAGAACUAGUUCACAACUUCAAAAAUAAGUUAACUUUCUAUCUUCUUAAUUCCUCUGAGUGGUGAGAUAUAUUUUUAAUGCGGGAGCAACUCUGCUUCCGAGCUGAUGGACAUUUAGAUGGAAAGAGAUUUCUUAAUGCAAUGUAAAUAUUACUUCAUAUUUAUUUCAUCGGAUCUCAUCUCUUUGUGGUGGAAAAGCAGACGGACCACCACAGCUGGAAAAUGGGAUUUUAACUUGGACAGAAGCUGAUAGAGAGUUUGAUUAUUUGGCAGAUUUCAUUUGUAUCYGUCUGGAUUUAUAGUUUAAUGAAGCUGGGAGGCGUCAGAUGAAUCGACCUCUGCAUCAAGAUGGAUCUUUAUUCAUUGCUGUGGGAUCCUCUGGUUAUCCGUUUMAGUUAAUAAGGGACGUCCAAAGCGUAUCAAACCGAUCUGAACUGUGGUCUUCCUCCGUCUGCAGGAAGAUUUCCAACUCGUGGCUGAGCACCGGCUGGUUCACCAUGACCAUCGCUCUGGAGCUCUGCGAUCGGAUCAACGUGUUCGGCAUGGUGGCCCCCGACUUCUGCAGGGAGCCUCAGCACCAGUCCGUCCCCUACCACUACUACGAGCCGCGGGGGMCCGACGAGUGCGCCAUGUACAUCUCCCACGAGCGCGGCAAGCGCGGCAGCCACCACCGCUUCAUCACGGAGAAGCGCGCCUUCGCCAACUGGGCAAGGACGUUUGACAUCCACUUCUUCCAGCCGGACUGGAGCCCCCCGCCUCUCCCAGACAACCGGACACUGCCGGGAACGGCAGCCGCCGCCGUGGUUCUGCAGACUACGUGACUGCCAAUGGAGCUGGRAUGAGCUUUUAGAGAUCCAAUCGCUCCGAUGGACAACUGGAAAAACAGAUGGAUGAGGAGUGCCUUUGCUGCAGCCAGAGUUUUAUUCAUGGAGGGACAUGAUGCGGCUCAGAGCUGUUUGAAACCCUGGAAGGCAGCGUCAUCAAACGCUCUGAAAGUGUGUGUGUGUGUGUGUGUGUGUGUGUG